Molecule: messenger RNA, 5354 nt
Organism: Monopterus albus (swamp eel)
Lineage: Eukaryota; Metazoa; Chordata; Actinopteri; Synbranchiformes; Synbranchidae
Gene: podxl2
Product: podocalyxin-like 2
Exons: 13
Coding region: 245-2425 (726 amino acids)
Biological process (GO): leukocyte tethering or rolling
Source: RefSeq, a predicted model, not a curated record
CAAGCAGCCGCCACACGGUUGUUUCCAGCGUCAGUGGUGCAGCAGCACAUCCCGGUCUGACCGCAGCUCUGUCUGUGCGUGUGUCUGUGCGCAGGACACGGCAGACAGCCGGCCAGUGAGCCCGCACGCAGGCAGAGCAGGAGGCCAUGAGCACCGCGUUUUCCUGACCGCCUCCAUUCACAACCAGAGCCUCUGCAGCUGAAAUCUGGGAGGUGUGCGCGUUUCUAGCGGAGGAGGAGCGGGGAUGCUGAGCACUGCAGCAGUCGACAUGCCGGGCCUGCUCCACAUCACGCUACUUGCUCUUCUGACCAGCUGUGAUGCCUUCAGACUGGCUCCGUCCCAGCAUGUCAUCCCCGUCAGCCUGUUCCAGGAUGCAGGUCCAGCCCAGACGCAUGCUGUCCAGGCUUUAGUCAGAACCAAACGCCACUCGGUCCAUGAGUUAGUGCGAGCCCAGCCUCAUUUGGUUCAUGACAUGGGCUGGCCAGAGAUUCGGGAGACAUCCCGCUCCCAGAACCAGAUGGAUUCGGCCAACUCCUCCCAGUUAAACCCAGCAUCCUCAGCCAAUCAGGACGCAGUCAGGACCCGCACGGUGGAGGAUGAAAACCUCAGCGUGGAAGAUGAGAUGGAGCAUAUGGUUCAUCUGGUGGUUCCCCAGGAUGCAGAAAGCUACAGGGGACAUCCAGGCACCACUGACCCAGAGACAGAGCUCCGCAGUGGGCCAGGAGCUGGCGAUGCCUCCCAGGAGGCCUCGGGCUUCUAUGGAACGGACAUGGAGGACAGAGACGGAGGAGAGGAGCGAGACAGGAGAGGAGGAGAGGAGGAGUGGGAGAGAGACACAGGGGAGGACAGAGAAAAGACAGGGGGAGAUGUCAGAGGAGGGGAUGAAGAGAGAGGAGGAGGAAGAGGCGCUCAACAUGGGGAUGAAGAGAGAGGAGGAGGAAGAGGCGCUCAGCAUGUUCAUGUCCCGGGUGACUUAGAGGUCAACCACACGGCACCAGAUCUGGACGCUCUGAUUGGCUACAGUCCGUCCUUCCUCCCAUCCAGCUCCAAGCUGCCCAGCAACUCCACCCAAGCUGAGGUGCAUGAUUCUGGGCUACAGGAGCAUCGUGCAUCCCCGGUGCUGGAGGUGGCUCCUUUAGAGAGAGAGGUGUGGGAGGCAGAGGGCGAGGAAGACGUUCAGUCCAGCGGCUAUGGAGUCCUUCACUCUUCUGUCACUGCAGCUAGUGCUAUAUCUGCUGCUGCUGGGGGAGGCGCCGUGGGGACUGCCACCCCUGAGACUGACACGGGCACAGACUUUGGGCUGCUGCGAAGUUAUGCAAAAGAUGAGACAGAGGAUGAGGAGACGGCGAGAGAGGCGGAAGAGGAAGAAGCAGGCGUGGCACACAUUGGAUUGUUUACCCAGAAUCCCACUGUACCAGAGGUUGGCAUGGUUCCCAGCAGAGAGCCCCUGCAGCCCAGCACAGGAGAACACGAGUUAACAGGAGUUAAUCUGAAAGACAUAAGUGAAGAGCGGGAGGAGGAGCGAUGGAGAAAAGCUGAUAGAGAGGAAACAAGACCCAUCAUCCCACUCACCACAAACCCCUCCCCCACCAUUGGCUUCACCGACCCAUCCUGGGAUUGGCUGGAGAAGACUACGUCUCUGCAGACGGUGAGGUCAGAGCUCAGGGGAGGUGGGGUCACAGAGGCCCUCAUGCCGGACAGUGACUUUGAGGAGAUGGAGGAGGCACAGCAGGUGGUGUGUGUAGACUGGAGUGAGCUGGCUGGGAGCGGCUACGUCGUCCUCAACAUGACGCAAAACUUGAACUGUGAGGAGUUUCGUGUAGACCGGGGAGUACGGUUGUUGAAGAUCAUGGAGCGAGUGUUUGCCCGACGAAUGAAUAGCCCCGAGGGAUCAUGGGUACUCUACCUCAGCAAGCCGACACACCAGCAACACCAGCUGCUGAUGAACGUGGCAUCUGAGCAUGGGGUGAUAGCUACCAAGGAUGUGCUGGGCAUGCUGGGAGAAAUCAGGAAACAUUUACUUAAGGUGGGCAUCCAGAACUACACUGCAGCCAGCAGCUGUCAGUCUCGGCCCAGUCAAACACGCAGCGACUACGGCAAGCUGUUUGUGGUGCUGGUGAUCAUCGGCUCCAUCUGCAUGGUCAUCAUCACAUCUGGAUUCAUAUACAUCUGCUGGCAAAGACGACUGUCCGCAGCUAAAACUACGUUUCCUGGUGAGGAGCUUCACUUUGUGGAGAACGGUUGCCAUGACAACCCCACACUGGACGUGACCAAUGACAGCGAGCCUGAGAUGAAAGAGAAGAAGCCGAGUGCCAAUGGGCUUGCAGGGGGAGGAGAAGGAGGCGGGGACAACAGCAGUCGCUGGCAGGUGUUUGUCAAUCAAGCAGCGACUGAGGAGGAGGAGGAGCAGGAUACACAUCUCUGAUGGACUAAAACAAAGAGGUGGCAGGUUAUGAAGGAUGGGCAUCUUUGAUAGACAGAUGAUAAGAGGAGCCUAGAGGGAAGCAGGAGAAGAAGAAGGUGAUGAUGAGAAACCAAUGGUGGGGAGAAGUGUCCAGUCAGCAUGGAGCUGGGGUUUAGAAUAACAGGAGGAGUCCUUGAUAUCAUCAUGGAGACACUGGGGUAUACAUCACAUUCUGUACAUUUUAAAUUUUAAUUCCUGGAAAGACAACAAAUGUGCCAAAUUCUAAGCUGUCAGCCUUUUGAAAUGGUUAUCAAAGUUUGAUUUGUGAAAACAAAAUUUCAUAGAACACCAUAUCCCCACUCGACGUUGGACAAUAUCUCUGUUACUUACUGGAAUAACGCCUCUGUUUAGUGUGCCUGGUGAUUUCAGCCUUGAGCUCUGUGGCUGCACGAGAUAGUUUGAACAUAGAACUAGCAACAAGUCACCACAUACAGCGCCAUUUUUCAUCUUUAAUGUUUGAAUGAUAAGGACUAACAUUUGGUUGCUAUUCGUUUGACAUCCUCUCACAUAAUGGCACUGACUGGUAGCAGAAACCACAGUUAUGGCAAACAGUGCCUGUUCUGAAAGUAGGUUUAAUACCCAAAGAAGACAUUACAGUAUUACUAUGAUUAUCAGUGGUGGACUGUGACUAAGUACAUUUGUUCAUAUACUGUGCUCAAGUACAAUUUUGGGGUACUUGAAUUUGCUUGAGUAUUUUCAUCUCUGCUCGUUUAUUCUUCUACUUCACUACAUUUUAUAAGUACAUAUUAUAUACAUUACAUUUAAAUAGUACAUCAGUAUAUAGUAUAAUGUUUAGUUACCAGUUACAAUAUAAAUUAAUAUUUUAAAUACAGAAUAUAUGAUGAGUUAUGACAGAUGAAACUACCAAGCAGUAUAUAAAGUACUUAAAAUGAACACUACUUCCAACAUCUACAAUGAUAAGAUGCUAUUUACAAAUGAAUGAAAUGCAUCAUUAACAAUAAUUCACAACUAUAAUAUGCAAUAACACUCUCUGUGAUACUUUGAAGUAAUUUCAUUUCUACCAAUACUUCCUAACUUAACAUUCUGAAUGUAAAACUUUUACUUGUAAUGGAGUAUUUUUACAAAGUGGUGUUGCUAUUUUUACUGAAUACUUCCUCCACCACCACUCAAGGUUAAGACAGGUAUUACUGUCAGUAGCGGGAAAUGGAUAAUCAAUAAAAUCCUAGUGAUUUUAGCCUGGGACGUGGUUGUUGGUUUUACCCCAGCGUCGGACUUCGAUGACAGCAGCGACUCCUCCAAAUCACUGAACAGGAAGUGUAGCCUGUAGCAACUUUAAAAGGAAGGUUUUGGCACUUUAUCGAUUCCUCUUGGAAACAGUGGCUAUCAUCAUUGAAAUGCUGCAUCAUGUUAAAUGUAUUACAUACAGUGACUGAAAUAUUUCUAUUUUGCUUAUAGGAAUGGUUGUAACUGCUGAGGAUGUUUUCUGUACACUCUACAACCGUGGUCGCUAUACUUAUGUGCUGUUAGCCUAAUACGCUUUUUUCAAUAGUGUUGGAAUGGCUGCUGUAUGCACCUGGCUAAUCUUGAGGCGAUGACACAUGGGCAACAUUUAGAGGCCAAAAGCAUGGCAAUAUAGCUACAUUUAUACUGUGGCUAGUUAGUGUUGAAUUCAAGUUGCCAAACCCCUAGGUCUGGCUGGACUGUUAAAUGUUCAAGUCUGUAUGUCCAAAUCACUACAGUCAUGUCCAUGUCCCUGUGUGUGAAUCAUCAUGGUCAUGUCUAAGACACCACAGUCAUGUUUUCUUCAAGUCCUUUUGUUCACACUGGGCUCAUAGUCAUGUUCAAGUUAUUUCAGACCCACUAAGGACAUGUACAAGCCACUAGGCUCUUCUCUGAGUCACUGGGAUCCUGUUGGAGUUGGAGUUCCAGUCAUAAUUCUUCCAUGUCACCUCAAUCAAAUCUGAAUCACGUCACUAUAAUCAUGUUCAAGUAGCUACAGUCAUGGUCGAGUCAUUGCAGUGAAAGAUGUACCAGACACUGGGAUCGUGUCUGAGUCACUAAGGUGGUGUUCGGAUCACUGUAGUCAUGUCCAUGUCAUUUCAGUUCAGAUUAAGUCACAAGUUAUCAAAAGUGAGAAAUGUAUUAGCCCUGACGAGUCUAAGUUAAGAAAAGUUUUUAAAAAAAUUUUGACUACUGUCCAAACGACCACAGUACACACAGUAAUAUCACACAUCAGAUGGACAGAACUAAUUUGAGAUAUUAUUUCUAACUGACUGACUGGAAUCGAGGUAGACAACUAAUAUUGCUUUUUGUGUUUAAUUUUAUUUAGGCAAUGAUUUUGUUGCUGUAGCUGUCGGUCUCCAUUUCUGUUACAGAUUGCCCAUCUGCAUUUCAUCGAGAUAUUGUGUGUGUUUCAGCUCUUUUACUGACUUUUCUCAAUGUAACAGCACUGUAUGUGGCUUCACUAUAGACUACGCUGAUUGUUAUGCACUUUGUCAGUUAAAUAGGAUUUAUGGAGCGUACAGGACACGUGAGGACUUAAAAUCGUCCUGAAUAUUUUAAGUUAACAGACUGCAGUGGAUAUUUUCUGUUUCUGAAAGCACAACAUACAGACGGGACACAGUCCCCGUGUAUUUCUACUGGAAGAGAGAACACAUGAGCAUGUAGCUUUCAGCACUGCAGUGAUCACCAGUAUAACAAAACACAGCUUCUGUUGCUUUUGUUGGCAAAAAGCCUGACUGACAGUUUGAUAGAGUCAGAUUCUGUGGCUAGAAAUUGCUUGACAGAUUCUGAUCAUUUAAAUUUGUUUUCUUGGCUGUUUUUUCUUUUAAGAAUCUGUUUGAAGCCUCAUGUAUGUUUGCAUUUGUUAGCGGUGCUAGUGCAAGUCAAUGGGCAUUCAGCUGUAGCAACAAAGCAAAUGACCCUUUGU